Molecule: messenger RNA, 294 nt
Organism: Peronospora matthiolae
Lineage: Eukaryota; Oomycota; Peronosporomycetes; Peronosporales; Peronosporaceae
Source: the annotation of a GenBank genome assembly
AUGUCUUCUGCUCAUGAUGCCACCACCAAGAUCUCCAUUGACAAGUUCGACGGCGACAACUACGCGACAUGGAGCCGGUACAUGCGUGGCGUGUUCCUGACCAAGUCGACGUGGCACGUGGUGAACCGGGAGACGUCGCCGACCUACGCGGACGAUCGCGCCAUGGACGACUACGUCAAGGCCAACAACGUCGAUUUCGGACUGAUGUUGCUGCACAUGGACGCGGACUACCAUCACAUCGUCGAUGACUGUGAAGAGGCGUGGGUCGCGUGGGCGCGUUUGGAGACGCUGUAA